Betta splendens (Siamese fighting fish) is the source of this 3252-nucleotide messenger RNA. RefSeq names its product inter-alpha-trypsin inhibitor heavy chain 5 (gene itih5). The record is from RefSeq and is a predicted model, not a curated record. Lineage: Eukaryota; Metazoa; Chordata; Actinopteri; Anabantiformes; Osphronemidae. The transcript is spliced from 13 exons. The coding region runs from base 110 to 3076 and encodes 988 amino acids. Gene Ontology annotation, molecular function: serine-type endopeptidase inhibitor activity. Gene Ontology annotation, biological process: hyaluronan metabolic process.
GUGGGCGCACCGUUCCCCUCCGUCAGGUCGCUGUGGACGGGCGGACGCAGACGCGCUGGAGAUCAUGUCCCAUUCAUCAGUGUGAGUUUUAGCGGAGCAGGACGGAGAGAUGCUGCUCUGGGCUUUGUUGAUGGGCGUCAGCGCGACGGCACUGGGACAACUGGGGGACUCUCCCUUGGACGAGGACGCUGAUUUCGACUUGAGAGACUUUAAUUUGGACGUUGCGCCGCGCAGGCUCCCACGACAGGUGAAAACUUUGCUGACCAAGGAGACCAAACCUCACAUCCAGGAGCUCUCCGUUAAGACCACCAUCAUCUCCCGGUAUGCCUUCACCGCCGUGUACUGCGCCAUGCUCAACCGGCACUCCGCCGCUGCGGACGGCGUCUUCCAGUUUCAGAUCCCCGCUGGCGCCUACGUCUCCAACUUCACCAUGAUUAUCGGAGGGCGUGUCUACCAGAGCGAGGUCAGGCCCAAGGAAAAGCGGGUCAAACAGGAGAAGGGCAAACCCAGGAACCAGGAGUCCGGGGACACAAGUCCUGAAGCGGAGGUGGAGCUGUUCAGGAUGCAGGUCAGUAUACCGGGGAGGAACCGGGCCGUCUUCCUGCUCACCUACGAGCAACUGCUCCUGCGCCGGCUGGGACGCUACGAGCACGUGACCAGCCUGCGGCCGCUGCAGCUUGUCAGCCGCCUCAGCCUGGACGUCACCGUCGUGGACCACUCCCCGAUCACGGACCUCGAGGUGCUGCCGCUCCGCAACGGCAGAAGCAACGGAGCAAAUGGGCCCAGUGCAGCGAAGGCGCCAGGCUCUCCGGUCAGGCCCGAGCCUCCCAUUACCACCGCGGUUAAACAGGAAAAGAACGUCUACAGGAUCACCUUCAGCCCCAACAUCAUCCAGCAGGCCAAGAUCACCACCAACGGCCUCCUGGGAGACUUCGUGAUCCGCUACGAUGUGCAGCGGGACAUGGGGAUCGGAGACAUCCAGGUUUUAAACGGACAUUUCGUCCACUACUUUGCUCCCAAAGACCUGCCAGUUGUACCCAAGAACGUGGUGUUUGUGAUCGACACCAGCGCCUCCAUGAUGGGGACCAAGAUCAGACAGACUAAAGACGCCCUGUUCACCAUCCUGAGAGACCUGCGCCCGGAGGAUCACUUCAACUUCAUCAGCUUCUCCAACAAGAUCAAAGUUUGGCAGCCGAACCGCCUCGUUCCCGUCACGCCUCUCACCGUCAGAGACGCCAAGAAGUUCAUACUGACGUUGGUUCCCAACGGAGGCACCAACAUCGACGGCGCCAUCGGAGCCGGCUCCUCUCUGCUCCGAGGCUACCUCUCGGGCCCCGACUCCAGCCCGAACAGCGUCUCCCUCAUCAUCUUCCUGACGGACGGCCGGCCCACCGUUGGGGAGACCCAGUCCGUGGCCAUCCUGGGGAACGCCCGCUCCGCCGUGCAGGAGAAGUUCUGCAUCUUCUCCAUCGGCAUCGGGAACGACGUGGACUACCGGCUGCUGGAGCGCAUGGCUCUGGAGAACUGUGGCAUGAUGAGGCGCAUUCACGAGGAGGCUGACGCCGGCGCAAUGCUCAAAGGAUUCUACGAUGAAAUAGGGACUCCUCUGCUGUCCGAUAUACGGAUCAACUACACCGAGAACUCAGUCCAGUACGUCACUCAACAUCUUUUCACCAACUACUUCAACGGCUCCGAGAUCGUCGUUGCCGGAAAGCUCGCCAACCGAAGCGCCGAGUCCCUUCACGUCCAGGUGACGGCGAGCAACAGCGACAAGAGCAUCGUGCUGGAGACAGACGUGCCCCUACGGCGCCGGCAGGUCGAGACCGAGGAACGGGUGAGGGAAGCCACAGCAGCCACGGCGGCUGGUGCCAAGGCUCCAGGGUCCGGAUCAGGAGGCUCACAGGGACUAGACAACGUUCUGGGCUCCAUAGAGGACUUUGUGGAACGGGUCUGGGGCUUCCUGAGCGUGAAGGAGGAGCUGCGGUCGCGGCUGAGCAGCCAAACCAGCAAAGAGAGGGAGGAGCACAUCCAUCAGGCCACCAACCUGUCCCUCACUUACAACUUCCUCACUCCCCUCACCAACCUGCUGGUGGAGAGGCCCGUGGCACUGGCUGACGGCUCCAUGGCUCCGGCACCAACCGUCACGCCACAACCCAGGGAGACAGGUUCACCUGAUAACGACCUGCCAGGUGACACCAGGGACCGAAGGCCCCAGAAACCUGACGAGAGGCCAAGCGGUCAGACUUCACCUCUGAGCAACAGGAUAGGUCAAGUUGAGAAAAGACCGGCCAAGAAAACCAUCACCAUCUCCAAGACUUCAGCGGACGGCGAUCCUCACUUUGUGGUGGACUUCCCCCUCAGUAAACUGACCGUGUGCUUUAACAUCAACGGUGACGCUGGGCACGUCCUUCGCCUGGUCUCCGACCACCGGUCCUCUGGCGUGACGGUCAACGGGAAGCUCAUCGGUGCCCCAGCUCCACCAGGCAGCCACAAGCAGCAGCGCACCUACUUCAGCACCAUCACCCUGGUGGUGGACCGUCCCAGGCGGGCCUACAUCGAGGUGACGCCAAAGAAGGUGAUCCUGGACGGGCGGGACCGCAUGGUGCUGCCCUGCCACUCCACCGCCGCGGUGGACAGCGGCGCCGUGUCGCUAGCCGUCGUGGGCAAAUCCAACGUGACCGUGACCGUUGGCGGGAACAUCAGCUUCGUGAUCCUGCUGCAUCAGUACAAGAACCCGGCCCCAUACCAGAGAGACCACCUGGGCUUCUACAUCGCCAACAGCCGGGGCUUGUCUCCCUCCUGCCAUGGCCUGCUAGGUCAGUUCCUGCACGAGGACGUGGGGCUGGCGGAACGUCCUGCACAGGGGGACGGGAAACCCUCUCGGGUCCUCAAGGUGAAGGGCCGCUCGGUGCCGGUGGUCCCGAAGAGCAGGCGGAUCUACAGCGGGACACAGAACGUGGACUGCUGGUUCGCCAAGAACAAUGCAGCCAAACUGAUAGAGGGACGGUACGAGGACUACGUGGUGCCACACAUGUUCGACACGGGCGACUGGCCACACGGCACCAACAGAGUGUAAGAAGUCAAAGCUGCAUCUGCCUUUGGAAUUAUCACAAAAAAUACAUACGGUAAAAGGUUUCACACCACAGCUUAAAUAUUUUUUUUACUAUUUCUAAUGGAAUUUUAAUGUUUUUAUUAUAUGAAGUAUUAUUUCUAAAAAUUAUUUUAUACUUGUAAAUAAAACAUUGGAACUCA